This is a messenger RNA of Sitophilus oryzae (rice weevil), 632 nucleotides long. Its product is annotated as nucleoplasmin-like protein. NCBI's taxonomy places the organism in Eukaryota, Metazoa, Arthropoda, Insecta, Coleoptera, Curculionidae. The transcript is spliced from 4 exons. Gene Ontology annotation, biological process: chromatin remodeling. The coding region runs from base 137 to 631 and encodes 164 amino acids. Gene Ontology annotation, cellular component: nucleoplasm; nucleolus; cytoplasm. Gene Ontology annotation, molecular function: chromatin binding; histone binding; RNA binding. The record is from RefSeq and is a predicted model, not a curated record.
GCGCCCGCCAUUUCUGUUCAUCUAUCAAAGCGGCAACUUCUCGUCCUCUUUCAUAUUUCUCGUCCGCCUUUAACGCUUCACUCGGCGUCUAGUCACGUGCAAAUCUCCCGAAAUCCAAAACCAUCCACAGUUUAAAAUGGCAGAUGAAUACUUUUUCGCACUUACAUUAAAAGGAAAGAACUCCACGGAGGUUUGGGACCCGAAGCAAAAAGGCGCCGCAGCGGAUGACUACCAAGGGGGCCACAAACUUAUCAUAAAACAUGCUCUAUUAGGACCAGAAGCCGCAGACGGCGAGGAUAAUGUAGUACAAGUGGAGGCAAUGACAUGGAAGGAUUCAGUAAAAAUUCCAAUUGCUGUCUUAAAGGCUGGCGCAAACAGACAAGUAUUACUAGACCUCUCGUUCCCAGACCCCCCAGUAACGUUUACGCUAAUCCAAGGUAACGGACCUGUUCAUAUUAGCGGGCAUCAUUUGAUUGGGGGUCCCAUAGAAGAAUACGAAGAUAUGGAUGAGAUGGAGGAAGAAAUGAUAGAAGAUGAUGAAGGAGAGGAGGGAGCUGAAGAUGAUGAGGAAACUAGUUAUAGAAAACGCAAAAUAAAUGGAGAUGCAAAGGUGCGAAAUUUUAAUCACUAAA